AUGCGGUGGGGGCCUAAACUAGUCCCGAGAGGCGAAAUGUUAAUAGGCAGAUAUCAACAACCCGACCUCCCCCUUCUCUCAGCGAGAAGAGAGCGACGCCAUCUAUCUAUCUAUCUAUCUAUCUAUCUAUCUAUCUAUCUAUCUAUCUAUCUAUACUCUCUCCUGACCUCUGCUUCCCUUCCCAGACCACGUUCUGUCUCUCUCCACCAAUAUACUAACGAAUUUUAUCUCCUUCAAAAUCAGGAAGCGAGAGCUGAAAUUUCUGGGAUAUAUAAGGAAAGAGGGCCUGGAAAAUAUCUCCCACAUUUUCUCUCUCUCUCUCUUUCUUUCCUUCCCUCUCUCCUGUCUUUUCUCCUUCCCUGUCUCCCUGUCUUUCUCUCUUUCUCACAACUCACUCUUUCUUUCUCUCUCUCUUUCUUUAUAUUCAUUGAUGAUACGCAUUGUCCACGAAAAUUUCAGCCUUUCCAUUUUAAUGUUCUGCUAUGUUUUACUGACUGCGACUUAUCUAGUGUCGAAUACGAGUUAUCUUAUGUUUAUUACGAGUCAUCGCGUGUCGACAACGAGUUAUUUUGCGUCGACAAGUUAUUUCGUGUCGACUACGAGUUAUUUUGCGUCGACUACAAGUUAUUUUGCGUCGAGUACAAGUUAUUUCGUGUCGACUACGAGUUAUUUCGUGUCGACUACGAGUUAUUUUGCGUCGGCUACAAGUUAUUUCCUGUCGACUACGAGUUAUUUCGUGUCGACUACGAGUUAUUUUGCGUCGACUACAAGUUAUUUCGUGUCGACUACGAGUUAUUUUGCGUCGACUACAAGUUAUUUCCUGUCGACUACGAGUUAUUUCGUGUCGACUACGAGUUAUUUUGCGUCGACUACAAGUUAUUUCGUGUCGACUACGAGUUAUUUUGCGUCGACUACAAGUUAUUUCGUGUCGACUACGAGUUAUUUUGUGUCGACUACGAGUUAUCUCGUGUCGAAUACGAGUUAUCUCAUGUUUAUAACGAGUUAUCUCGUCAAUCUUUCUCUUUCUCUCUCUCUCUCUCUCUCUCUCUCUCUCUCUCUCUAUCUAUCUAUCUAUCUAUCUAUCUAUCUAUUUGA
Acanthosepion pharaonis is the source of this 1095-nucleotide messenger RNA. The record is from the annotation of a GenBank genome assembly. Lineage: Eukaryota; Metazoa; Mollusca; Cephalopoda; Sepiida; Sepiidae.